CGAGUCUGCCGGCGCGGGCUUUUUAGAAGUUAGCGGCUGUGGUGAGUUCCCUGAUAACAGGAACAAUGGACCAGAAAAUUUUAUCUCUAGCAGCAGAAAGAACAGCAGACAAACUGCAAGAAUUUCUUCAAACUCUAAAAGAUGAUGAUUUGACUCACCUCCUUCAGAAUCAAGCAGUGAAAGGGAAAGCUGCUGGAGCACUCCUGAGAGCUAUCUUCAAAGGUUCCCCCUGCUCUGAAGAAGCUGGAACUCUUAGGAGACAUAAGAUAUAUACUUAUUGUAUCCAGUUGGUGGAAUCAGGGGAUUUGCAGAAAGAAGUAGCAUCUGAGAUCAUAGGCUUACUAAUGCUGGAGGCUCACCAUUUUCCAGGACCGUUUUUGGUUGAAUUAGCCAAUGACUUUGUUAGUGCUGUCAAAGAAGGCAGUCUAGUAAAUGGAAAAUCUCUGGAGUUACUGCCUAUCAUCCUCACUGCCUUAACCACUAAAAAGGAAAAUCUGGCUUAUGGAAAAGGUGAAUUCAGUGGGAAAGAAUGUAAGAAGCAGUUGAUUAGCACCCUCUGUUCUGGCAGAUGGGAUCAGCAAUAUGUAAUACAACUCACCUCCAUGUUCAAGGAUGUUCCUCUGACUGCAGAAGAGGUGGAAUUUGUUGUGGGAAAGGUGUUGACAGUAUUCUCCAAGAUGAAUCUUCAAGAAAUACCACCUUUGGUCUAUCAGCUUCUGGUUCUCUCCUCAAAGGGAAGCAGAAAGAGUGUUUUGGAAAGAAUCAUAGCUUUCUUCAAUGAGCUAGAUAAGCAGCACACUGAGGAACAGAGUGGUGAUGAGUUGUUGGAUCUUGUUACCGUGCCAUCAAGUGAACUUCGUCAUGUGGAAGGCACUGUUAUUCUACACAUUGUAUUUGCCAUCAAAUUGGACUGUGAACUAGGCAGAGAACUCCUCAAAUGUAUAAAGGCAGGACAACAAGGAGAUUUCAUUAAUAACUUAUGUCCCUUCAGCAUUGCUCUUCUUCUUUCUGUGACAAGAAUACAAAGAUUUGAGGAACAGGUGUUUGAUCUUUUAAAGACUUCGGUUGUGAAGAGCUUCAAGGAUCUUCAGCUCCUCGAAGGCUCUAAAUUUCUUCAGAAUCUAAUUCCUCAUAGGCCUUGUGUUUCAGCCAUGAUCUUGGAAGUUGUAAAGAAUAGUGUUCAUAGUUGGGAUCAUGUUAUUCAGGGCCUGGUAGAACUUGGUUUCAUUUUAAUGGAUUCAUAUGGGCCAAGAAAGAUUCUUGAUGUGAAAACUAUUGAAAUCAGCUCAGGUCAUUCUAGAAUGUCAAAUCAGCAUGCAUGUAAGCUGGGAGCUAAUAUCCUGUUGGAAACGUUUAAGGUCCUUGACAACCUGCUUUCAAAUAUCAUCAUAUAUGCACCCUUAGUUCUUCAGAGUUGUUCUUCUAAAGUCACAGAAACUUUUGACUAUCUGUCAUUUCUGCCCCUUCAGACUGUACAAGGGCUACUUAAGGCAGUGCAGCCCCUUCUCAAAGUCAGUAUGUCGAUGAGGGACUCUUUGAUACUUGUCCUUCGGAAAGCUAUGUUUGCCAGGCAGCUUGAUGCCCGAAAAUCUGCAGUUGCUGGAUUUUUGCUGCUUCUGAAGAACUUUAAAGUUUUAGGCAGCCUGUCAUCCUCUCAGUGCAGUCAGUCAAUUGGUGUCAGUCAGGUUCAUGUAGAUGUUCACAGUCGUUACAAUUCUGUCGCCAAUGAAACUUUUUGCCUUGAGAUCAUGGAUAGUUUAAGGAGAUGCUUAGGUCAACAAGCUGAUGUUCGACUCAUGCUUUAUGAGUUAAAACAGUACUAUGAGCCACAACCUGAUCUGCUGCCUCCCCUGAAAUUAGAAGCUUGUAUUCUGACCCAAGGAGAUCAGAUCUCUCUACAAGAACCACUGGAUUAUCUGCUGUGUUGUAUUCAACAUUGUUUGGCCUGGUAUAAGAGUAAAGUAAUACCCCUACAGCAGGAAGAGGAGGAGGAAGAAGAGGCAUUCUACCAAGACCUGGAUGAUAUGUUGGAGUCUAUUACUAAUAGAAUGAUAAAGAGUGAACUGGAAGACUUUGAACUGGAUAAAUCAGCAGAUUUUUCUCAGAAUACUGAUACUGGCAUAAAAAAUAGUAUCUGUGCUUUUCUUGUGAUGGGAGUUUGUGAAGUUCUAAUAGAAUAUAAUUUCUCCAUAAGUAAUUUCAGUAAGAAUAAGUUUGAGGAAGUUCUGAGCUUAUUUAAGUGUUACAAGAAACUCUCUGACAUCCUUAAUGAAAAAGCUGGUAAAGGCAAAACUAAAACAGCCAACAAAACAAAUGAUAGUAUUUUGUCCAUGAAAUUUGUUUCUGAUCUUCUCACUGCUCUUUUCAGGGAUAGUACUCCAAGCCAUGAAGAGAGCCUUUCUGUUCUCAGGUCCAGCAAUGAGUUUAUGCGCUAUGCAGUGAAAGUAGCCCUGCAGAAGGUGCAACAGCUAAAGGAAACAGGGCAUGUUAGUGGCCCUGACAGUCAAAACCCAGACAAGAUAUUUCAGAACCUCUGUGACAUAACUCGGGUCUUGUUAUGGAGGUAUACAUCAAUUCCUACUUCAGUGGAAGAGUUGGGAAAGAAAGAGAAAGGAAAAAGUAUCUCACUGUUGUGCUUGGAGGGUUUACAGAAGAUAUUCAGUGCUGUGCAACAGUUCUAUCAGCCCAAGAUUCAGCAGUUUCUCAGGGCUCUGGAUGUCACAGAUGUGGAAGACAGAGAAGAUGCAGAUGUCAGUGUCACUCAAAGAGCAGCUUUCCAGAUCCGGCAAUUUCAGAGGUCCUUGUUGAAUUUACUUAACAGUGAAGAGGAAGAUUUUAAUAGUAAAGAAGCCGUCUUACUAGUCUCUGUUCUUACCAGUUUGUCCAAGCUACUGGAGCCCUCCUCUCCUCAGUUUGUGCAGAUGUUAUCCUGGACGACUAAGAUUUGCAAGGAAAACAGCCAGGAGGAUGCCCUGUUUUGCAAGAGCUUGAUGAACUUGCUCUUCAGCCUGCAUGUUUUGUAUAAGAGUCCUGUCAUCCUGCUGCGAGACUUGUCCCAGGAUAUCCAUGGGCAUCUGGGAGACAUAGACCAGGAUGUAGAGGUGGAGAAAACAAACCACUUUGCAAUAGUGAACUUGAGAACAGCAGCUCCUGCUGUCUGUUUACUUGUUCUGAGUCAGGCUGAGCAGGUCCUCGAAGAAGUGGAUUGGCUAAUCACCAAGCUUAAGAGACAAAUGAGCCAAGAAACUCUAUCAGAAAAGGGCUCUUCUCAGGCAUCUGCACCAAAUCAUCCUGCUGCUAAAGCCAUCAUCAUGCAACUGGGAACUCUGCUUACAUUCUUCCAUGAACUGGUGCAGACAGCUCUGCCAUCAGGCAGUUGUGUAGACACCUUGUUAAAGGACCUGUGUAAAAUGUACACUAUCCUUACAGCACUAGUCAAAUAUUAUCUCCAGGUGUGUUGGAGCUCUGGAGGAAUUCCGAAAAAUAUGGAAAAGCUGGUGAAGCUGUCUGGUUCUCAUCUGACACCCCUAUGUUAUUCUUUCAUUUCUUAUGUACAGAAUAAGAACAGUCAAGGCCCGAAGCACACAGGAGAGAAGAAAAAGGAGAAAACUGCUGUUGUUGCUACAGCCAUGGCUAGAGUUCUUCGGGAAACCAAGCCAAUCCCUAACCUCAUCUUUGCCAUUGAACAGUAUGAAAAAUUUCUUAUCCACCUUUCUAAGAGGUCCAGGGUGAAUUUGAUGCAGCACAUAAAGCUCAGCACUUCAAGAGACUUCAAAAUCAAAGGAAACAUCCUGGACCUGGUUCUUCGAGGAGAUGGAGAAGAUGAAAAUGAAGAGGGUACUGCAUCAGAGCAUGGGGGACAGAAUGAACCAGCCAAGAAGAAAAGGAAAAAAGAAAUGAAAUGCCUGAGUUAAUGUGAA
Messenger RNA from Otolemur garnettii (small-eared galago), 3920 nucleotides. RefSeq names its product Fanconi anemia complementation group I (gene FANCI). Gene Ontology annotation, molecular function: DNA polymerase binding. Gene Ontology annotation, biological process: DNA repair. Lineage: Eukaryota; Metazoa; Chordata; Mammalia; Primates; Galagidae. The coding region runs from base 66 to 3914 and encodes 1282 amino acids. The record is from RefSeq and is a predicted model, not a curated record. The transcript has 37 exons.